Drosophila busckii is the source of this 2776-nucleotide messenger RNA. RefSeq names its product putative sodium-coupled neutral amino acid transporter 11. Bases 334 to 1899 code for a protein of 521 amino acids. The record is from RefSeq and is a predicted model, not a curated record. The transcript is spliced from 11 exons. Lineage: Eukaryota; Metazoa; Arthropoda; Insecta; Diptera; Drosophilidae. Gene Ontology annotation, biological process: amino acid transmembrane transport. Gene Ontology annotation, molecular function: amino acid transmembrane transporter activity.
UGAGAGUUUUGCAAUAUAUUUUUAUUGCAGCAGUCUCAACGUAAGCGUCGAAGUCACAAAAUCGCAGCAAACUCAGCUAAGCACACGUUUGCAGGCUACACACACUCAAAAAUUAGCAUUUGCUGAGAAGCUGAGAGCUGAGCUGAGAGCUGAAGCCGAACAACUACCCACCUAAAACUGAAACUAAAACAAAAACUCAACUAAAAAUCAAAUAAACUGCUACUAAAACCAAAGCAGCUGCUGUUAAAAAACUUUUACUAUUAACUUGCAAAAGCCACAACGCCAACGCUCAACGCCAACGCAGGACGCCAACGCAGCAGGACUACAAACAAAAUGAACGACAGUCGACGGAAUACGGCCACGGAAUUUAGUUACAUACUACAGCGUCAGGGCAGCGAUGUGUCCGCCGUUGAGGCUUAUGCAUUCGAUGACUUCAACAACCUAAUGAAGCAUGACCAACAGACACAUCAGCAACAGGGCCAGCAACAGCCACAACCAGUGCAACAACAACAACAACAACAGCCACAGCAGCAGCAACAACAACAACAGCAGCAGGCUGGCAUAGCAGGAGAUGCGCUCUCCUCUUUACCACAGGCCUCGUUUAACUACAUCAACUCCAUCGUUGGCAGCGGCGUCAUUGGCAUACCCUACGCUCUACAUCGCGCUGGCUUCGGUCUGGGCCUGGCACUGCUCAUACUGGUUGCCUACAUUACCGACUAUUCGCUCAUACUAAUGGUCAGAUGCGGUCAUAUUUGCGGGCGCUUUAGCUAUCCCGGCAUUAUGGAGGCUGCCUAUGGCAAAUAUGGUUACUAUUUGCUAUCGCUGCUGCAGUUUAUGUAUCCCUUUUUGGCCAUGAUAUCAUACAAUGUUGUUGUUGGCGACACUUUAUCCAAAGUGCUGGUGCGCCUGAUUCCCUCAUGGGGCGAUUCCAUGGGCGCCGUUCGAUUGGGCGUCGUCUUUUUUGUCACCGUUGGCGUCGUCGUGCCCCUUUGCCUCUAUAAGAACGUCUCGCGUCUGGCGCGCGCCAGUUUUAUAAGCCUCGCCUGUGUUGUCUUCAUUCUGUUCGCUGUCAUACUCAAGCUCAUGUCGGGCGAUUACAAAGUCACGGAUACGGCCGAGUCUUGGCGCUUUGCAAACACGGAUCUAAUCCCCGCCACGGGCAUCAUGGUGUUUGCUUUCAUGUGUCAUCACAAUACUUUUCUCGUUUAUCAAUCGAUGCGCGAGGCGACCCUGGAGCGCUGGGAGAAGGUCACCCACAUCUCAAUUGGUUUUGCCUGGACAGUUGCCGCACUCUUUGGCAUUGCUGGCUACUCGACAUUCCGUGCUCUGUCCCAAGGUGAUUUACUGGAGAACUAUUGCUGGGAUGAUGACUUGAUGAAUUUCUCGCGUGUACUCUUCUCUAUUUCAAUACUGCUGACGUUUCCCAUCGAAUGCUUCGUAUCACGUGAGAUUGUGCGCGCCUUGGUUCAUCGGUUUGUGCUAAAGGAGCCCAUCAGUGAGUUCACACAGGAUAAGGAUCCCAGCUUGGAGAAGGGCGCCGAAAUUGACGAGUAUUCGAAAGCAAUUACGUUGGCGAUUGUGUUCAGCGCCUUCAUUAUAUCGCCCAUGACCGACUGUCUGGGCUCGGUGUUGGAAUUGAAUGGUCUACUGGCUGCUAUACCUUUGGCUUAUAUACUGCCGGGUCUGGCCUACAUACAAAUGGAACCGCAUGCGCUUUUCAGUCGGGAGAAGCUGCCCGCCUUGGGAUUGGUGGUGUUUGGCGCACUGGUCACUAUUCUAGGAGCGGCUGUGCUGCUGCCUGGCCUAAUGGGCGGCGAUUGUCGAGCGGAUAUUGUGAUGGGCUAUUGCCGGCAGGAGUUUCAGAAUGCCACCGUUGCGAACAAGGUGGUGCUGAAUUAAGGCCAGCCGAGUGUUCUAGCCAAAUGUCAUUAGUUAAGUCCUUAAGGAUUGGCAUCCUUUGAUUCGUGCUUAUGUUUCGCUUCAUUGCUUUGUGUUUUGCAUUUUCUCACAUUUAAAUAUUCUUUUUGUUUGGUAUCUUUUUGUGGAUAAGCAGCAAAUGCUUGCUAUAAAGGUAAAGGUACCUGAGUAUCUCAAGUUCAAAUGUAUCUGUCCGUCUGUCUGUGUGUGUGUGUGUGUGUCGUCGUUGUCGUCUACUAUGUCCCGUGUAUGUGUUAGCUGUGAGGCUGAAGUGAUACGAGCAAUUUGAAACCUGAAACUCAGUACAAAAUAGAGUGCUUAAGAUCCAAAAGUAUUAAAGCAAGCGAACGAAAAGUAUUCAACUUAAUUUGUAAAACAUACAUUAAGCUGUUAUUUAAAUAUAUUUAAUUGUAGUGCAAGUUCCUUAAACGUUAGCAGAUUAUUGGUGUAAUGCAUGCGAAAUUUCUCAUCUCUCUCUCUCUUAACAGCGUUGUGCCAAAAAACGAAAAGCAAGUGAAAAAUUGUAAUUGUGCACAACGCUUUGGCAUAAUUGUUAUUGUAAUUAAACAAGUAGCAUUAGCGUAGUCUGAAAUUAUAUUUGGGCACCAAUAUACAAACAGACACACGAACAACAACAAACAGAGCAUGGAAACAAAACUAAAAAUGAAACAUUAUAGUCAAAAAAAAAAUAUUUAAAGCGAACUAUUUGUAAUUUAUCUAAUGUUAUUGCGAAAACGAAAUCGAAUCAUAUUUAAACGUUUUAUAUAUAUGUAUACAAAUAUAGGAAAACAUUGCUUGUGACUAAGCUUUAAACAAAUUGUUACAAACAUACAAAGAAACAAACACAAACACUGAAAAU